Molecule: messenger RNA, 2313 nt
Organism: Paramecium tetraurelia
Lineage: Eukaryota; Ciliophora; Oligohymenophorea; Peniculida; Parameciidae
Exons: 4
Biological process (GO): regulation of membrane potential; potassium ion transmembrane transport
Molecular function (GO): voltage-gated potassium channel activity
Source: RefSeq, a predicted model, not a curated record
AUGAUUUAAAAUUCUACAACAAGUCCUCCAAACGAGGAUUCUCUAUGCAAACCUAUUAUUCAGCUCAUGUCAACUAUGAAUUAGCAAUAAAUGAGAGUGCGCAAGCCUUCUGAAGAGAGUCGAAAUAAAAAACAAUCUGAAACUCAACAAGCGAAAAAUACUCAUCCAAAAUCACCCACGUUAACACAAGUGAGUGUAUAGAUAGCAUCAGAUAGAGCAUCACCUCAUAAUCAAUAAGAUUUGCUUCUCAUUAAUGAGGAACCCAGUAACAAGGAAGAUUCCCAAUAAUUAAGCAUGAUUAAAAAAAGAAACGAUUCAGAUCAAUUAUUUAAAAAGUCUGUCUUUAAUAAGAAUAGAAGUUCCCAUUCCUCCUUUUCCUUACUUUACAAAGAAAAAGCCACACUUAUAUAGAAUAUAAUUAUUACAAAAAAGCAAUUUAAGUUGAUUAAUGAUUUGUCAGCCCAAUACUUUGUCCCAUUAAAAGAUAAAUUAGAAAAAGUCUUUCAUCAUGAAUGGACCCCGAAACUUUUCAUCCUAUGUGUUUACAUCAUUUUUCUGUUAUUUUAUCUCACCAUAUUACUAAUCGAGAUUGGGUGCAAUCAUUUGGAAAUAUCGAAUUUGGCUAUAUUCUAAUACAUCAUGCUGAUUACUUAAAUAAUUGAGUUAACAUAAUAAAUAAUAUACUACAAGGGAGACAUUAUGAAUAUCAUUAUUGAUAAUUUAGGACUUAUAUCAUUUAUUUCGUAUUAGAUUCACAAUUUGCAAUCUCAGAAGUUAAUAAUUAAGAGAAUUAAUAAUUGUAUUUAGAAUUUAAACUUUUACUCCAAUCAAUAAGAUUACAUCUUUGUAAUUCAAGUGACCAUUUAAUUACAUUUUUCCACCUGUCUUGCCUAAACCAUCAUAUUCAUGUUCUCUCUGAGUGAAUAGGACUACAUCGUUUACAUCCAAAACAUAUUCACCUUAAUAUUUGUUACUCCACAAAUAAUUGCCCAAUAUUACUUUGUAAUCUACUUGAUUAAAAUACUAUUGAUAAUAUUUUACUUUUAUAAGUUCAAGCAAAUACUCAAUUACCAGUCCCUUAAUCUUGAUUAAUAAUUCAAUUACGAGCCAAAUACAUAAAAGUUGAUAUAUGAAUACAGUCAUCAAAAACAAAGAUAAAUCUUUGACAUCAAUUUGAUGCCGAACUUUUUGUAAAAGAAAAUGAAGAGAGAAAAGUAUUUUAAGAUUUUGUCCAGCAUCCCCAUCUUGAAUUCAUCAUUCUCAACUUAGACACUCCUCAAUAUUUGUGAUCUCAUACAUGAACAAAUAUUGAGGCCAAACGAAAUUAUUUUACAAAAACCAGCUUUAUAUAUUCACUUACAAGGAGUCAUUUAAUUAUUUUAAAAAGGGGAUUCAUCCUUAUAAGAGUUUAAAAUAACUAAAAUUAAAAAUCCAUUUCAAAUCUUUAAUAAUGGAGCCUUCUUUAAAAAUCAGAUGUAAGGGAUUUAAUUUGAGAGCUUAGGAUACUCAAAAGUGGCUUGCUUGAAUUCUCAUUAAUUCCAUUAAUUAAUAAAACAGUGUCCAAGAGAAUUCUAAAAGUAUAGAAUGCUCAUCGACACCAUUUUACUUCAUAAUGAUCCUUAUCUAACUAGUAUUUCUUGUUUUGGGUGUCACUAAGCGCAUGAAAUAACCUAAUGUCCAUUUGUAAAUUACAAACCCAAUAAAUAUUUGAUAAUUAAUGGUUAUAAAUUGAACAAUCAAUAGAGUAGAGUAUCUGAUUUUAGAAGAGAAGUUCGUAGAAAAAGAAAAAUCAUAAUAAAAUAGGAAAAUAAUUAAGAAGAUUCAGAGUCCUUCGAAUCUGAGGAGAAGGAUAAAGUGGCAUCCUUUAAUAAGAUUCUCCCCUCCUCCAACUCUUCUUUGAGUUCUAACCCAAUCAACCAAUUAGAAUUGAGUUCUGUUCCUUAUGUCAGUUAUUCUCACAGUGGAUAGACUUUGUAUUCUAAAAAAAUGGAUUCAGAAAACUUCUUCUCAGCUCAAGGAUUCAGCAGUAGCAAUAGCAGUAAAAAAAUAAUUUAGAAUGAAUUCAAAGAAGUAGGGCAAUCUAAGUUCUAAAAAUAUGGCCAGUAGGAAGAAUAGCAAGGGUCAUCCUUUUAAUGCAAUCCUUUAUAGAAGGUGUAGGAUAGUCUAUUUCACAAUAAGAUUAAAAUAAAAAAAAGUAGAGUGGAGAAGCAAACACAAUUUUAGAAGUAUCAGACAGACAUUCAAUAGAAGUAGUCAUAAAGGAAUUCAAGGAAAAACUAAACUAUGAUGAAAAAAAAGAAGAACUUCAAUUGA